CUCUUCGCUCCACACACUUACCAUCAUGUCUACCGUCACUGUAUCCCACCGUGUCGCUUUUUCCCAUCUGACCCUCCCCAACGCCGACGACCAUUCUUCCGCCUACGCCCCCACACCUGCCUAUGAACAGAAGAUACAGGCUUACCGCCAAUCUAUCGACGAAGAAUUGCGCGAUUAUGACGCGUGUAAACGUCAGGAAUUUAAGAAAAGGGUGGAGAUCUGGGAAAGCAUCACCAGCGAUCCAGAAGAGAAGGAGAAGAUAAGGCGGCGCGCGGAGGCGCAGCUUGCUUCCGCAAGGGAGGAGCUCGUGAAGGGUUUGGUGAGCGACUUCCAACACUAUUCACAAGUGUGGUUGCUGGAAGAUAUGGCGUUGGCAUCAGCAAUGAAUCAGAAGUGAAUGCUGUAUCAAGUGACAAGCGUAAUAUAUGUAUCUACGAACGAUUAUGUAUUCUAUCACAAAU
Molecule: messenger RNA, 461 nt
Organism: Cryptococcus amylolentus CBS 6039
Lineage: Eukaryota; Fungi; Basidiomycota; Tremellomycetes; Tremellales; Cryptococcaceae
Exons: 2
Coding region: 26-397 (123 amino acids)
Source: RefSeq, a predicted model, not a curated record